Brachypodium distachyon (stiff brome) is the source of this 3044-nucleotide messenger RNA. RefSeq names its product DNA replication licensing factor MCM6. Gene Ontology annotation, biological process: mitotic DNA replication; double-strand break repair via break-induced replication; DNA replication initiation. The coding region runs from base 352 to 2832 and encodes 826 amino acids. Lineage: Eukaryota; Viridiplantae; Streptophyta; Magnoliopsida; Poales; Poaceae. The transcript is spliced from 18 exons. Gene Ontology annotation, cellular component: nucleus; MCM complex. The record is from RefSeq and is a predicted model, not a curated record. Gene Ontology annotation, molecular function: single-stranded 3'-5' DNA helicase activity; single-stranded DNA binding; ATP binding.
AACCAACUAACCAGGCCACCGGGGUCGCGGUACCUGCCCUCAUGCACCUGGUCCACAAUGUUUGGCGCUGCUUCCGACUCCGCGUACGUAGCCCCACAAGCCAGGGAGACAGGAGCAGCACCCCUGCACGGACCCGGUCCAUACGCCACCCGUCCAAGCUCCAGCCCUUUUUGGCGCGAAGAAUUGGCGCCAAGCCGCCGCCACCUUCCCGCCAAUAACACCCCUGCACCGCUUCCCUUUCCCCCCCAACCCAAAACCCUUGCAUCUCACCUUGCGACCACACGCAGUCAGACGCUGUGAGCCACCCCAAAUCUACACCCUCGUCGGAGAUCCAGGAGAGGUUCGUCGGUCAUGGAGGCGUUCGGUGGAUUCUUCGUGGACGAGAAGGCGGCGAGGGUGGAGAACAUCUUCCUCGAGUUCCUCAAGCGGUUCAAGGAGCCGGAUGCGGCCGAGCCGUUCUACGAUAUGGAGAUGGAGCAGAUGCGGUCGCGGGAGUCCACCACCAUGUACGUUGACUUCGCGCACGUCAUGCGCUUCAAUGAUGUUCUCCAGAAGGCCAUCUCCGAGGAGUACCUCAGGUUUGAGCCCUACCUUCGGAAUGCGUGCAAAAGGUUUGUGAUGGAGCAAAGGGCUGGGGAGAACCGUGCGCCAAUAAUCUCGGAUGAUAGCCCCAACAAGGAUAUUAAUAUUUCUUUCUACAACAUCCCGAUGUUGAAAAGGUUGAGAGAGCUUGGGACAGCGGAGAUUGGUAAGCUCACAGCUGUAAUGGGGGUUGUGACAAGGACGAGUGAGGUCCGACCUGAGUUAUUGCAAGGCACCUUCAAGUGCCUUGAUUGCGGAAAUGUUGUAAAGAAUGUAGACCAGCAGUUCAAGUAUACUGAGCCAAUAAUAUGCGUUAAUGCAACAUGCCAAAACCGAACCAAAUGGGCCCUUCUCCGGCAAGAUAGUAAAUUUACAGAUUGGCAACGGGUCAGGAUGCAGGAGACAUCAAAAGAGAUACCUGCUGGGUCACUACCUCGUUCCUUGGAUGUCAUUCUGCGGCAUGAGAUUGUCGAGAAGGCUAGAGCUGGGGACACAGUCAUUUUUACUGGAACAGUUGUUGCUGUUCCAGAUGUUAUGGCAUUAACUUCACCUGGCGAGAGAGCAGAGUGUCGCCGAGAAGGUCCUCAGAGAAAGAAUGGGUCAGGUGUCCAAGAAGGUGUAAAGGGCUUGAAGUCUCUUGGAGUAAGAGAUCUCUCCUAUCGCCUUGCUUUUGUGGCAAACUCAGUGCAGGUGGCAGAUGGCAGGAGAGAAGUGGACAUCAGGGAUCGUGACAUAGAUGGUGAUGACAGUGAAAGACAGAAGUUCACUGAAGAGGAGGAGGAUGAGGUUGUUAGGAUGAGAAACACUCCUGAUUUUUUCAAUAAGAUAGUUGAUAGCAUAUGUCCUACAGUCUUUGGUCAUCAAGAAAUAAAGAGAGCACUCCUCCUUAUGCUUUUGGGUGGUGUUCACAAGAUAACACAUGAAGGCAUAAACCUUAGAGGCGACAUCAAUGUCUGUAUUGUUGGAGAUCCAAGUUGUGCAAAGUCACAGUUUUUAAAAUAUACUGCUGGUAUUGUUCCGCGAUCUGUCUACACAUCAGGAAAGUCCUCAUCUGCUGCUGGUUUGACAGCAACUGUUGCUAAAGAACCCGAGACUGGUGAAUUUUGUAUUGAGGCAGGUGCACUCAUGUUAGCUGAUAAUGGCAUCUGUUGCAUUGAUGAAUUUGAUAAGAUGGAUAUUAAGGAUCAGGUUGCUAUACAUGAAGCAAUGGAGCAGCAAACCAUUAGCAUAACAAAAGCAGGAAUACAAGCAACAUUGAAUGCACGAACUUCAAUAUUGGCAGCAGCAAAUCCCACAGGAGGGCGUUAUGACAAGUCAAAACCACUUAAAUACAAUGUGGCAUUGCCUCCAGCUAUCCUUUCAAGAUUUGAUCUGGUAUACAUCAUGAUCGAUGAACCUGAUGAAAACACUGACUACCACAUUGCCCAUCACAUUGUGAGGGUCCAUCAAAAACGUGAAGAAGCACUUUCCCCUGCAUUUAGCACUGCAGAAUUAAAGCGCUACUUUGCUUUUGCAAAGUCUUUAAAACCGCAGUUGAGUUCAGAAGCAAAGAAAGUUCUGGUGGAAUCAUAUGUUGUCCUCCGUAGAGGUGACAGUACUCCUGGUACUAGGGUCGCUUACAGGAUGACUGUUAGGCAACUAGAGGCAUUAAUUAGGCUGUCAGAAGCAAUUGCCAGAAGCCAUUUGGAAAGAAUUGUUCUUCCAGCUCAUGUCCGCAUGGCAGUUAAAUUGCUCAAGACAUCCAUAAUAAGUGUGGAAUCAAGUGAAGUUGAUCUCUCUGAUUUUCAAGAUGCGGAGGAUGGCACAAAUGUACCUGCUGAUAAUGAUCCUGAACAGCCAGAAGAACCUCAUCAACCAGAAGAACCUCAACAAAUGGAUGCAGCAGAUGCUGGUAAGAAGAAAUUGGUUAUAACCGAGGAACAUUUCCAGAGAGUUACACAAGCUUUGGUUAUGAGACUGCGGCAGCAUGAAGAAUCAAUCAUGAAAGACGGGGAUGGUCUGGCUGGCAUGAAGCAAGGGGAUCUAAUCAUUUGGUAUGUUGAGCAGCAGAAUGCCCAAGGCGCAUAUAGUUCUACAGAAGAGGUGAAGGAAGAAGUGAAGUGCAUCAAGGCCAUUAUAGAGAGGCUGAUACAGAGGGAAGGACAUCUUAUAGUCAUAGAUGAAGGAGCGGCAGGCGAUGGUGUGGCAGCCCAACGAAGACCAUCGGAGAACAGAAUAUUGGCAGUUAACCCAAAUUAUGUUAUUGACUAACCAUCCUUCGCAAGGAGGCACUGGAUCUCCAGAAUUGUAUUAUUGUUUCUUGCUCUCAAGGUAUAAGCAUGAUGAUUCUCACCUGUAGUCUGCCUAUGUAAUUUUUACGCUGUGAUAGGGUUAUGUAAACUGUCAUGGUAAGAGAAGAUCAUUUUAGUUUAAGAGCCUGUGAAUUCUCGGUUUCUAAUAUACUGUUGUGCCAGUUUCUAAAA